AUGAUAAAGCCCCAACUAUUGUAAAUUUGUUCAGUUGAUUCCUUUUUCAAUAAUCAUACUCCUUUAUUCCAAAAAUUUGGUCCUGAUUAAUUUAUAGCCUAAUAUUCAAGCGAAUUUUAAAUUAGCAAUCAAAGCAGGUUAAUAAUCAAAUAGUUGUCUAUCUGCCAAAAUUUUAUUAAAUUAGGAGAGGAUAAAUAUAUAAAUUUGACAAAUGUGUGUAUGUAGAAAAUAGUUCAUCCAAAAACAGGAUUGCUUGGAGUGAAGCUUAGUAAAAAUGGUGUAAGUUUUGAGAUGUUUGGUUAAUUGGAUGAAUGGAUAGGUACAAUGAUGAAAUACACGAUAUAAUUAGAAUUUGGUUAAAAGUAUUAACUGUUUAGCAAAAUAGGAGAGGGAUACUCAACAAUAGUUUAUAAAGCAAGGGAUAAAUCAAGCAGACAGGAAUUUGCUGUUAAAAUAUAUGAUAAAAAAAGAUUGUUGACUAAUAAUUAUGAAUCUAAGAAAUUUCUAAAAGAGUUGAAAAUUAUUCGAUAACUUGAACAUCCAAAUCUACUACAUUUUUAUGAAGUUUUUGAAAGCAAUAAUCACAUUUACUUGAUAGAGGAUUACUUAAAAGGGCAGCAGCUAUCACAAUUUUACUAAAAUUCAGAACCACUUAAGGAAGAGUAAGUUUUGAUUGUCAUAAAGCCUUUGUUUUAAGCAGUCUAGUAUCUCCACGAUCUCAACAUUUACCAUAAAUAAAUUUGUACCUCUAACAUUAUGCUUAAGUCAAAACACGAUUUAUCUAAUCCGUGCUUGAUAGGGUUCACUCAAGCAGAACAGUACUCGAAUCCUGAACAAGAUGAUUAUCAAUAUUCGUAAGUAAAUAUAGAGAGGCAGAAAUAAUAUUAUAUCAAACUUGAUGUCCUUGCUUUGGGAAUUGUGAUGCAUAAUUUAUUGACAGGAAAUCAACAAAAUUUUGAUUAGGCUCUUGAUGAAGCUAUGAUGAAUAAAUUUAAAGGAACGAGAGAUUUUUAAUUUAUUGAUCCUCCUUUAUCAGACUCAUGUUUUGAUUUUUUGAAUUUAAUUUUUAAUCAAGGGUCUAAGUUUCGAACAUGUCAAUAGUUAUUAGCACAUCCAUUUUUCGAUUAGGAAGGUUAAAAGUCUAAUAGAAAUAUUUCGAUAUAAUUUUUAGGAGCACUUAAUCCAAAUUAGACUUAGUUUAGAAUUAGAUCAAAAUAAUCAUAAAGAUCUCCCAAAGCUUCAAAGGAAGUUUAAGUUAUUCCAGUUAGAAAAUAAUUCAAUAUAAUAUCAAAGAGUCCUUAGGAAAAGCCUAAUUUAAAUAGUGAUUAUUUUGAACCUCCAGUAACUCAUUUGAUGUUUCGAAGAGGGAGUAGAUAAAAGAGAACUUUAAAUUUUAAUAAUCAUCACGAUACAAGUAAUGAUUCAACAAAUUGA
This is a messenger RNA of Paramecium tetraurelia, 1434 nucleotides long. RefSeq lists its product as uncharacterized. The transcript has 3 exons. Gene Ontology annotation, cellular component: nucleus; cytoplasm. Lineage: Eukaryota; Ciliophora; Oligohymenophorea; Peniculida; Parameciidae. Gene Ontology annotation, molecular function: ATP binding; protein serine/threonine kinase activity. Gene Ontology annotation, biological process: protein phosphorylation; mitotic DNA damage checkpoint signaling. The record is from RefSeq and is a predicted model, not a curated record.